AAAUUUCUUUUUAAAGCUAUCGGUUAAGCGGGAAUAGGGGAUCCUUAUCGCCGCUAUUUUCUGUUACAUUGUUAUUUGCGGCAGCCAUUCACUGCGAUUGAUUUGAACUUUGUUUAUAUCGCUGCGCCACCGCUAUUUGGACCCCUGAUUUUGAUUGAUAUUAUUUUGAUUCCAUUACUAAAUUCUGAUUAAUGGGUUCUUUUAAAAGUUUUUAACACCUAUUAGCAGGAGCCAGGAGCUAUGAUUCGAUUGUUUAAAGUAAAAGAAAAGCAGAGAGAAACUGCUGAAAAUGCAAAGGAUGAAGCCGUCAGGAGAAAGCAAACUGCGGGCGAGUUGCGUUUACACAAAGACAUUUCUGAGCUGAACCUACCCCAAUCCUGUGGCAUAGCAUUUCCUAAUGGAAAGGAUGACCUGAUGAACUUCGAGGUUUCGAUACGACCUGAUGAAGGAUAUUAUCACGGUGGCACAUUUUUGUUCUCCUUCAAGGUUUCUCCCAUCUAUCCACAUGAGGCACCCAAAGUUAAGUGCAAGACAACGAUCUACCAUCCAAAUAUUGACUUGGAAGGAAAUGUUUGCCUUAACAUCUUACGUGAAGACUGGAAGCCCGUGCUUAAUAUAAACACAGUAAUCUAUGGACUAUAUCAUCUGUUUACGGAACCAAAUUACGAGGAUCCUCUAAAUCAUGAUGCUGCUCAAGUGUUGAGGGAUGAUCCAAAGUUGUUCGAGUCUAACGUGAGAUGGGCUAUGAAGGGUUGCCGUAUCGGAGACACCUUUUACUCACAGUGUAUCUAGCUUUUGCGAGUGUAACCAGGAAACCGCAUGUGCUUGUUCUAUCUGGAAUUGGACUUCGUCUUUGCAGCUCUCCUUUUAAUUACAAUAUUCGAAAAACCUUUACUUAUAGCUUUGUAAUUGUGUAUCUUUGCCCUGCACCCCUACCUUUAUUUGAAAAUACCCAAGAUUCGUGUGGUUUUCACACAAGGGCUUCUCUCCUUCUAUAUUAUAAUAACUUGCGUCCUUUGUUUCAACACAA
Molecule: messenger RNA, 1030 nt
Organism: Gossypium arboreum
Lineage: Eukaryota; Viridiplantae; Streptophyta; Magnoliopsida; Malvales; Malvaceae
Product: NEDD8-conjugating enzyme Ubc12-like
Exons: 6
Coding region: 241-792 (183 amino acids)
Biological process (GO): protein neddylation
Cellular component (GO): nucleus
Molecular function (GO): NEDD8 transferase activity
Source: RefSeq, a predicted model, not a curated record